UCUCAUUAAGCUCAUUGGACUUCCAUCUCUCAUCCGUCUCCCUACCUAAUGCUGUGUCAACUCCACGCCGAGCAACUUAAAAUUUGGUUUCAAUAAAUCUCUUUCAGUUUGAAAUGCUAAUUCCCUCCAUUUGUAUUUACAAAGCUUUCCUUUUUGAUUUAUUCUGUUUUUAUCUAAGCCUACAGUUUAGGUUACACUUUUCACGCUUGCUGCCCGCAUAGCCUAGAUAUUCACACCCAAUUGGGUCAGUUUCGCUACUGUUUGUUUUCGAAUGUCGUUUUCACUGAAACCGGAGGAGGAUUUUCUUAAACUAGCCCCAACGUCUCCUCCUCCCCUCUGGGUAGCUGUGGCAGUUCAGCUGUAACCCUGACAAUAAGGACUCCUGACUAGAAAUCAAUUUGCAUUUCUAUUGUGAGCUGUUAGGGGUCUGCUAGGGUAGCAUACCACUCUCAGGACCAGUGACUGACUGGAGGAGGAAGGAAGGGGGUGUGUGUCUACAUGGUCUGUCUUAGUGUGUGUGACGUGACGCUCUCUGUCUUUGUGCUUCUUCUUAUUGAGGAGGAGAGCUUCUCAGGUUGCCCUCAGCCUCCCUCCCAUAAAUUAGCUUGACUCCAUGAGCCAAGUGCCUGAACUUUUGGAAGAUUGCCAACGUUGAUGUCCCACUUCAGACAGAGCUCCUGUGGGGCUGACUGCCAAUCAAAAUGCAUCUUCACAUUCCUUUGGCCCCAUGAUGGAAUGUAGGAGUCUUGUAUCGUAGAUCAGAGAGGUUAAGGAUUUGAGUGGGUGGCUCUUAGCCUUAUGCUUAUACAGUAUCUGUAGUCCACAAAGUGUCGCUCUUUUCUUGUCUAGUACAUUCUGGUCGUGCCAACUGGGUGUUUGUCAGGUGGAAGAAAAGGGACUGGAAAUGCCCUGCUCGACCAUACCUGGGUUCAAAUACUAUAUAUAUAUUUUUCAAUUUUCUCCCCUUUUCCCCCCAAUUUUCGUGGUAUCCAAUCGCUAGUAAUUACUAUCUUGUCUCAUCGCUACAACUCCCGUACGGGCUCGGGAGAGACGAAGGUCGAAAGCCACGCGUCCUCCGAAGCACAACCCAACUAAGCCGCGCUUCUUAACACAGCGCGCCUCCAACCCGGAAGCCAGCCGCACCAAUGUGUCGGAGGAAACACCGUGCACCUGGCCCCCUUGGUUAGCGCGCACUGCGCCCGGCCCGCCACAGGAGUCGCUGGAGCGCGAUGAGACAAGGAUAUCCCUACCGGCCAAACCCUCCCUAACACGGACGACGCUAUGCCAAUUGUGCGUCGCCCCACGGACCUCCCGGUCGCGGCCGGCUGCGACAGAGCCUGGGCGCGAACCCAGAGACUCUGGUGGCGCAGCUAGCACUGCGAUGCAGUGCCCUAGACCACUGCGCCACCCGGGAGGCCCGGUAAAUACUAUUUAAUUUCACAUUCAUUAUCUGGGCCAUCCAGCACUCCAGGCAGGCUGAAGCAAACACUAAAUGUAUUUGAAUAUUUCAAAUAAUAUUUGAACCCAGGUUUGUAUUGAACAGACGCCAGCUUGGACAUAGUGUGAAACCACUGAUCUCAUCUUUCUAACUGAUUCAAAAGGCGAAGCCCCCGCCUCCACCAUGCUGUUUACACUCAAGGGAUCUCUCUGUCUGUUGCCGUACAGCCAUAAGGCAGGUGGCUGACCCCCAGACAGACCAUGUUAAAGGUCAUUUCUAUUCUGUCUCUGUGUUGUUCUUCCAAAUAACAGAUAUUUCUCAUAGAUUACUACUGCAAUGGUGGUUUCCUCUUGCAUUUGAGGACUGAUUCAUCGGACCUCUUAGAGUUGACCUAAUUAACUACUGAUUAUGAAGGUCUGUCACCCGUGUUACAUACCAUACAAUGAAUAUCAAGCAUAAAUCUCUUAUUGGCCAGAAGGGGGUGCACUGUUGUCGUUGGUCAGUCACUAACAGUAUACUGAGGAUCUUCUGUCCUUUGUAGCUCAAUUGGUAGGUCAGUAUGAAAAUGUAUGUGCUCACUAUUGUAAGUCGCUCUGGAUGAGAGCGUCUGCUAAAUGACUAAAAUGAUAGUGACCAGGAAUUUUUACAAUAUUUUAUGUGUUCCUCUGCUGCAUGCCCAGGAAAAUGAAAAUGGUGGAUAUUGUCUCACAUACCACCAUGCCAUCAGAAUCAGAAACUGACAAACAUGUGGCCAGGAACUUUCUCACCAAGAUAUUACGAAGUUCUAUGAGGUAUUGUGGAAAAGCAACCUCUAGUACACUAGCUAUCCAAAACCGAUUCUUCAGUGAUCCUUUGUGACUUUCAAUGUUUGAACCCAAUCCCACUCUGGGUGACAUCAACAACAUUGCAUCCUGCUUCCAACAUUACAUGGCAUGUAGUUGUCUGUGGUCCUUGUGCAUGUGUCAGAUUUGUUCAGUGAAUGCUUCACAUUGUAUCUGUCUAGGUCUAUAUUUCAUUAUUUUGGAUCAUAUCUACUACACAAUGAAUGUAAAAAUUUUUUUUUUUACCUCAGAUUUGUUUUUUUGUAGUGUAUUUUAAAUAUUAUUUUACUGAAUUAGAUAUUUUUGUGACCUCUCUCCAACAUGCAUAUCAGGAAGAAUCGCUUCAAGGGGAGGAAUGAACCAGUCUCCCGGCCCCAUUCAUGGCACUCCUCCAAGUUCACAGAGGACCACCCCGAACCCCCAGAGAGUCACAUAGAGCCUCCACCUCCACCUGUGUGGCAGGUCAAACAUGAAGUCAGUGCAUCCACAAAAGACCUUUCCAGCUGCGGGGACCACGACUCGAAUCUACGCCAGUUAACCAGCCAGUUCAGCUCCGUGGGGAGUAUGGAGAGAGUAGAGCAUCCCUCACACCCCUACCCACCAGGAUGCCUCUCCCCCAGCAGGUACCACCGCAGUGCUGAGCCUCUCUCUGGUGGUGGAGGGUCUGGUGGGAAGAGCGAAUCAGCCUUCAGUUGCCUGUCCUCUACCAGCCCUCCCCCGGAGCCUGCUCUGGCCCUCACCAACACUGCGGUGACUGAGGGCGGCGUGUUCUAUAAGGGGGUCCAGACUCAGACCAGUGAGGUCGGAAGGCAGGGUGAGCAGCGCCACAGCCGGUACCUCCAGCUGCCCCAGGGGGACGGAGGCUCAGAGAGCCCCAGGACAGUCCCAGAGGAGCAGCCUGGCUCCCGCUACUCCAGCUCAGUCUCUGGCAGAUCGCACAUAGGCCCUGUGUGGCACGUCCCAGAGAGGAGGAAGGUAGCAGCCCCCCCCUCUCCUCCUCCUCCUCCCUUGCGCAGUGACAGCUUUGCUGCCACCAAGGUGUACCCUGCCUACACAGAGGGCACUGGAGCUCCACCACAUGGCCAGAUGAAGGCCCAGGAACGAGGGGUGGACAAGCUGGCUGAGGCCCCAGAGAACAGCAGCUACAGAGGACGGGGCAACCAUAUCUCUCACGAUGGGAAUGGGCCAGACCCCUGGUGCAAUUACAACCCUCCACCUCACAAGAAAGACUUCCUCCACCUAAACAUAGUAGCAGGAGCACCUGACUACAACCACAACCAGCUCAGCAACCCAAACAAACUGUUCUCGCUGUCUAGCCAGGACGUGAGACAGAGUCAGUCUCCCUUCGCUUGCCUGCCCAAUCACCAGUGGCAGUACAGCGACGAAAGCACUUUCUACCUGCAGACCAGAUCCACCCCACAUCCACCGAAGCCGCAGAGCGUCGGUAGCUACUACCACAGCCUCCAGGAGCUCCCUACCAACCGCAGGAACCACGUGAGCUCCUCCACCACGUCCCUGUCCACCUCGACCAUCGACCAGAACUAUGACGGCGGAGGACACAUCAGGUACUACUGCAUCACAACCAAGCAGCCAGGCCAGCCAGAGACUCGUGUUAGACAGAGCAAAUCAGAGGUCUGGAUGGCUGACAUGGAGCUAGCUAAGGGCUCCAACGACAGGGGUUCCACAAGUUCCUCCCACAAGACCAACAAGGUAAAGUAUCAUCCUCAGCCGCCUUACGCCAACAGCAAGGAGCGGAACGGAAAUGUCAAACCGGCCAACGUUCUGCUUUACGAGCACACAGCCUCUAAUUCCUUAUCCUCAUCUGGUAAACCUACCACUGAGGAGAGGGAGAGGAGGAGUGAGGGCCAGAGACCUUCUACAGAGGCCCAGCUUAGAAGCUCUUACUCUCCCAGUCCGCCCAAGGACCACAAGGCGGCACCGGUGAGAGAAGAAGACCCUUGGGUCUCUCAGGAGAACCAUAAGAUCUCUUCUCAAAAGACACCCAUGCUCCAUAGUCUGGCUCAGGAGAGUAGGAGCCUGGUGGAGAAGAUUCCCCCUGCUACGGCACCACCACCCAAUGGCGGGGGAGACGCCAGCCUCGCCAUACAGGAGGCUUUAAUGGACAACACGGCAACGGGCAAACUGGCGAGACGCAGCGACCGAUACGCCACCACCCUCCGCAACGAGAUCCAGCUAAAGAGGGCCCAGCUGCAGAAAAGCCGGAGCGCUGCCACGCUGACCUGCACCAGCGAAACGGAGGAGCCAGAGGAGGAGACAGACCCGGGGGGGUGGAAGUCCACCUCCUCCGACAGCUCCUUUUCCUCAUCCUACAAGGACCACCUCAAGGAGGCUCAGGCUAGGGUCCUCCAGGCCACGUCCUUUAGGAGGAGAGACCUAGAACCUCCCGGGUCAGGGUCGGAGGCUCAGUUAACCAAACCCAACUCACACAUAGUUUCCCGCAUUGGCGGCCGCAAGCGUUUCCCUCUGAACAAGAGGGUCCACUCGUUCUCCGAGCCAGACAAGAUAAACAAGCUGGGAGUGGAGGGUGAGGGAGAACAUCCUGUUGGAACAGCACGGUCGUUUGUAGACCGGCGGAAGUUCUUUGAAAUGGCUGAUAAACCUUCCUUCUGCAGACCCAUCUCAACCAUCCACAAGUCAGGCCAGCAGAGCUCCAGCACCACCUCCAGCACUUUGGAGCACGGAGAGGGCAAGGCCAGAGGGAGAGCCCACUCAGGAGAAACUGAGGAGGGCUGGAGGGCAGGCCUGGCCAGUGAGACCUCCAGUGACCACCACCCAGACCCCCUCAGCCCCGCAGGCAGACCGGCCCUACUGGAGCAGCAGAGGCUGGGGACCUUCACUGAGUACCAGGUCACCUGGAACAUGCAGAGGAAGGCUUCAGACACAAAGACCCAGGGGAGGUACCACUCUGCUGACAACAUCCUGGACCAGGGAACAGAGGAGACGCCUGUCUGUGUCCAUGAGAGGUCCAGAUCGUCUCCCUCACAAGACUUCUACACACAGAAGAUCCCUGUGCCAUGGAGAGACUCUGAUGAAAAUCUGGAUCACAGACAGGACCAGCAAGGAGGCAGUUACACCACCAGAGGGCCGAGCGAGAGCCGAGAGCAGCCAGCCCAGCUCGACCACUUCCCACAGCCUCCACAACCGUCUAUUCCAAGACUGACCGACACAGAGCCACACAGCAGCAGAGACGUGGCCACCCCCCUCCCUCUCCCUCACCCCUCUGACCACAGAUACAAAUGUGACUCUGCGGACCCCGCCCACAACCUCCCCGCGUACCCCUCCAACCACACCCUCAACUCUGUGUCUGCGCAACCACCUCCAACGCCCGCUCCCAAGCCCCAGAAUACAGGCCUCAUCAUGCCACAUUGGCCUCUCCUAGGCCUGGAAACCCCCUCAACCACAUCCUCCACCUACAGACUGUCAUCCCAGGAAUUCCUGCCUGUCCCUUGCACCCAUCAGGCUGACCCAGUAGAUCCAUCAUCCAGCAGCAGCUGCUCCCCCCAUGGCACAGAGCUGGAUCCUGCCCCAAACCAAGCCUGCUCCUUGGGCUCCACCCAGCUCCCCUCUCCAUCCCCUGGGAGAACCGCUGGACUGGACACGGAGGAGGGAGCAGCUGAUUCAACACUAGAGCCACCCUCCUCCUCCUCUUCCCACUCUCCUUUAUUCUCCUACCAGCCUGCCAGUCUGACGGUUCCCUCCUCAGGUGGGACUAGUUUUCCCUCUCCUCAGUUUGCUCCACAGAGGCUGACGGACCAGCCCCCUGUCUCUGUGUCUAUGCAGGAUGAAGCCCAGAACAGGCCAGAGAACAGGACAAACACUGUGAUGGAGAUGAGCAGUGUAGGGAAGAAGGUCCCUGUGAAGAUCGUCCAUGCUGAGAGCACCACAGAGAGGGAGAGCCGCCAGUACCUGCUGCACAGUGAGAGAAAUGGGGCCCCUGGAGUUUCAGAGGGGCCCGACCUUCCCCUGCCCUUACAGACCAGCCUGCCCUCCCCUGAGCCGCAGCCCUACUCCCUGUUCCGUGCCUACACCCCCUACAUACGCCAUGGGCCCCAGAGUCCCCCCAGGAACCCAACCCUCACUGUAGCCCCAGAAGAGGCCCUGUCCCCUGGGCGGUCUCAGAAGAGUAACUCGGAGGAGGAUGUGAAGAGAGAGGAGCUGGCCAGAGACAUCAUGGACAAGGAUAAGUCCCUGGUGGACAUCUUGGACCAGAGUAAGAUGAAGACCACCAUGGAUCUGAUGGGGGGGAUCUUCCCCCAGGGGGAGCAGAUCUUGGAUGGGGGGCACCAGAGGAGGAAAGUCUCCCCCAAACAGGGAUUGCCGCCCAGGGGCAUGGAUGACAGGAGAGAGGAGGGGGGCAUGUCUGCUGCCACAGGGUCCCUGGUGACCAGCUCCACCUACUACAGUACAUCUGCCCCCAAGGCUGAGCUCCUCAACAAGAUGAAGGACAUGCAGGAGGACGAGCUGGAGGAGCUGGAGCAAGACUCAGAGGACGAACUGGACAUCGACCUGGCCAGCAAGAAGCAAGAGCUGAUUGACAGCCUGAGUAAGAAGCUGCAGGUGCUGCGCGAGGCCAGGGGGAGCCUUCAGGAGGACGUCCACGAUAACAACUCUCUGGGGGACGAGGUGGAGGCCAUGGUGCAGAAGGUCUGCAAGCCCAACGAGCUGGACAAGUUCAGGAUGUUCGUGGGAGAUCUGGACAAGGUGGUCAGUUUGCUGCUCUCCCUGUCUGGCCGACUGGCCAGGGUGGAGAACGCUCUCAACAGUCUGGAGGAAGACACCACACCAGAAGAGAAGCGCACCCUGUCAGAGAAGAGGAAGCUGUUGAUCAGACAACACGAAGACGCCAAAGAGCUCAAGGAGAACCUUGACCGGCGGGAGCGCUUGGUUUACAGCAUCAUGGCUGCUCACCUCCGCCACGAGAGCCUGGCAGACUACCAGCACUUUGUCAAGAUGAAGUCAGCCCUCAUCAUCGAGCAGCGCAAGCUGGACGACAAGAUCAAACUGGGAGAGGAGCAGCUGAAAUGUCUGCUGGAUAGUUUAUUGUUGGAGCAGAGGCUGCUGUUCUGAUGAUUGUUAGUGCAAUCCGAGAUCCUUGGGACGUCCAUACGUUAACCCCUACCCUAACCUUAACCCCUACCCUAACCUUAACCCCUACCCUAUCCUUUCAACUUCAAUCGGGUGACAUCAGAGUUGGGAUGUCCCAGGGGUCUCAUUUAGUCUUUUCCUUCUGACAAUGGCCACAGAGGUGAUGUGGUGUACUGACACAGACUGGCCACUAGAGAGCCUCAGAGAGGUGCUGUUGGACUUGGAUAUGAUGGAGGAUUUUCUGUGUGCUUUGUUGUAGUUGACUUGAAGCCUGUUACAUUUCAGUUCCACAGUACAGACAGGAGCUGUUUUUCUGUGCUGAAAGAAAUACCCCGUUUCUGGAUUUAAAGUAGCUCCUUAGAGGAAUUUGCUUCGCUAAAUGUGUUUGAUUCAGGGAUGUUGGUGAGGCCUCAUGGUAAGGCCUAUGCUCUCAAAUGAUUCUCAAGACGAGGCGGAGCGUCUCUGUUUUAUAUAAUGCGUGUUUGAAAGAUGUUUUUAGUAAUUUAUUGUAGCCUUUUAAAUAUUUACAGAUGACUUGACAUUUCAGGUAAACUCACCUAUAAACCUACGUUGUAGUUAAUUACAAUACAAAUGAUAUAUUCUUAUUGUGAAGUAUAGGUUUUAUAAUUAGAUCAUUAACAGGGUUUUUCCUCAAUGGGACAGUGCUGGUUUGGCUCAGAAGUCUAAAGUUAUUUUCAUAUUUGCCCAAACAGUACUUGUCUUUCAUCAUAUUACACACAACACUAAUAGCUACAGCUCAGAUGUGUAUGUUUUCAACCAAUCUUGUUCUCAGACCUCACUUCCCGUACAACAGGUAUUCCUUGACAAUGUUUAUUUCUUACUCAUGUGUUGGGAUUAGUGGUUACUGGUCUUUUUAAUUCCAAAAGUAUAAAAAGGUAAUUAAACGUUUGAAAUCAGUUCUGGGCAGCAGGUAACCUGGUUAUAGAGGUGAGCCAGGAACCAGAAGGUUGCCAGUUUCUGAUAGGAAAAAUCUGUUGGGAAGUGAGUUGGCAUCGGAGGGUUGCUGGAAUCAAAUCCUAGAUGCCAUUGCAUGCCAUUUUUCCCUUGAGAAAGGCACUUAAGCCCCUCCCCCACAACAACAGCUCCCUGGGUACCCAGUGUGGCAGACCCCUGCACCACUCCAAAACAUGUAUGUGUAUUUUCAAAGGCAGUUUCCUUUUGGAGGAGUUGGGUUAAAAGCGGAAGGUGCAAUUUACCAAUAAAUUGAUCUUCAAAUCAAAGACCGAAAUAGCACUUAAUAGUCCCAUAAUUCCCAUGUUUAGGGACCUAUCUCAACCUGACAUUGUGCCUGGGCGUCUGCCACUGUGAACACUGAAGGAUUUGUAUGUCCAUGCUUUGUAUAACCAUACAUACAUGCAUUGUACUCUCACAUCAAUUUGAAGACAAUAAACAGUAUGACUGAU
Molecule: messenger RNA, 8789 nt
Organism: Salvelinus fontinalis (brook trout)
Lineage: Eukaryota; Metazoa; Chordata; Actinopteri; Salmoniformes; Salmonidae
Product: protein Shroom2-like
Exons: 9
Coding region: 2581-7347 (1588 amino acids)
Biological process (GO): actin filament organization
Cellular component (GO): apical plasma membrane; adherens junction; cortical actin cytoskeleton
Molecular function (GO): actin filament binding
Source: RefSeq, a predicted model, not a curated record